Molecule: messenger RNA, 1495 nt
Organism: Xenopus laevis (African clawed frog)
Lineage: Eukaryota; Metazoa; Chordata; Amphibia; Anura; Pipidae
Gene: arl6ip4.L
Product: ADP ribosylation factor like GTPase 6 interacting protein 4 L homeolog
Exons: 6
Coding region: 483-1220 (245 amino acids)
Cellular component (GO): nucleolus; nuclear speck
Source: RefSeq, a predicted model, not a curated record
CUUAUUGGUUACUGGGGCAAAUUUGCCCAGAACCCUGCACUUCUAAAUCUGAGCUACUGGAGAAUUCUCUUUAUUGUAGAACAUCGCCGGUGGCCGGUUAGUCAUCCCUUUUCCCGCCUUAAUGGCACCUACAGACAAAGCUGAGACACCAUAACAGCAGUCGCCAACCUUCACUUUUGAUUUGCUAUAAGCGUAAAAUAAACCGAGCGCCUCCCCCAGUAACACGCACUUGGAACAAUCCGUCAGCUGCUUCUAGAACUGCACUUCCGGCUACAGCACGCCUUAACAGCGGAAGAGUGAACCUUUUUCCAUAUGCGCAUGCGCGUAAAGUUAACUCCUGAAAUCCCUCCCAUGUUUAUGUUUGACUCCACGCCGCAAAACAGAAGGGACGCGUCAUAUAUAUCGGUUGUUUUAGUCCUGAAUACUGUAACCAUGAGCUGAGCCUGGGGGAAUUAAUCUAUGACUGUCUGCUGAUCAUAUCCAUGAUGGAUGGGACACAUGCAAUAAAGAGAUCCAGGAGUAGAAGCCCUAAGGUGUCCCAAAGCAAAUCUUCAAAGAAGAAGAAGAGAUCAAGCUCCCGAUGCAGAAGUGGCAGUGACUCCCCUGCUAGAAAACAUUCAACUCUCGCAAAAUAUCGAGCAGAGGUACCAGACCGACGUAAAAAAGAGAGAAGAAAGAAGAGGAGAAAAAGAACAGUGAGCACAACUUCGUCGUCUUCUUCUGAGAGUUCCUCAUCUUCUUCAUCAUCCUCUUCAGAUGACUCAGGUGAUAGUACAUGUAAGAGUAAAAGGAGCAGCCAUAGAAAGAAGAAGAAUAAAAAGCAAAUAAAGAGAAAGAAGGCAAAAAAGAAUAAAAAGCUUAAGAAAAAAACAUCCUUUAAACUGGAAUGCCAGGAUACCAAAAGCACAGAAAAGGAAGUACUACCUGGCCCAUCAGUAAACCCCUGCAAGAAGGAGUCUCCAGAAGUCUCUGGCCCAGCUUUGACUGAUGAACAGAAGUCUCGAAUUCAAGCAAUGAAACCAAUGACGAAGGAAGAGUGGGAUGCACAGCAAAGUGUUAUCAGGAAAGUCGUGGAUCCAGAAACUGGAAGAAUUAGACUUAUCAAGGGUGACGGUGAAGUUCUUGAAGAGAUUGUAAGCAAAGACAGACACAAAGAGAUCAACAAGCACGCUACACAGAAGGAUGGCCUUGAGUUCCAGAUGCACUCUGGCAUGUUCUGAUCUCUGGCCCUACAGGACACUCUGCCUUAUAUUGGUUUCAGGUUAAAGACUGGUGCGUGCUGUAGCCAAAAUGAAUGUUUGUACUUUCCCUUACACUCAAAAUCUCUUUUUAGGAUGUUAGCACUGCCUUGUAACCUUAAUUGUCUUGUUUUAUUUCAUCUUUUGUUUCCCCGCUGAUAUUGUUAGAAUGAAAUAUUCAGUCUUUUGAUAUCAAACAUUUUUCACCAGAACAUUUCCAUAAAUAUCUGAAAUAAACAUUUUAAAUAUUUUAAAAA